Ruditapes philippinarum (Manila clam) is the source of this 3811-nucleotide messenger RNA. Its product is annotated as protein mono-ADP-ribosyltransferase PARP14-like. The record is from RefSeq and is a predicted model, not a curated record. Bases 1152 to 3584 code for a protein of 810 amino acids. The transcript is spliced from 9 exons. Gene Ontology annotation, molecular function: metal ion binding. Gene Ontology annotation, biological process: protein ubiquitination; Notch signaling pathway. Lineage: Eukaryota; Metazoa; Mollusca; Bivalvia; Venerida; Veneridae.
CCGACAAUGUAAAACGCGGAAGUAUAAAACCGGGUUUAUGUUUUUAUUGUAUCUAAGAGGGAAUAAUCAAUACUUUAAAAUGCUUUAAACAUUUGAAAAUCGAUCGUCGCGUUCAAACAUAUGAAUGUAAACUUGUAGAUAGUAUUAAAUUGUAUAUCAUACUUUGAAGUUAACUGUUCAUGUAUGAAUAUAUAUAGUUUAAUAGUCGUGGUGCUUAACAGGAAUUUUAACGCGUGAGGAAGUGAAUGAUAUUAAGGGAUAUUUUGUAGGCUCUACCACCUAAAGCCUGUAUCUGUUUGGCCAAAGAACCCUUCAUAUUGAUGUCUACAGCACACACGAUCGCCUCAACACUGUUCUCCAACUUCAAAACAGAGCCUAGAAAAUCAUGAAAAACAUCAGUAAAAAGUGCAUAUAACAUAACAGGAAAAAAUGGCAAAUACUAUUAUAGUGUCUGUACCAACUGGAGUAGUUGAUGCCCUUAAAAAGAAACGAGGAGGAAUAAAUCCUAUUCUAGAUGACAUUAAAGAAAAACAUCUCAUUGACGCAAGUUUUGAUGGAAGCAACAUAGAGUUACGCGGGCCUUACGACGAAGUUCUUGAUAUAGCAAAUGAACAUUUACAUAAGGAAGCCGGAAUGGCACCUGCUUCAAAUAUAUCAUUAGGGGGCAUGGGAACUGUAGAAUGGAGAUUUAAAAGAGCAAAACAUAUUCAACUCGUAUUCGACGCAGAAUUUGAAAAACUUUCAGGGAAAUCGAAUAUCACAAUAACACAUGAAGGAGAAGAUAUUAUUGUCAGUUGCAAGUACUCUGAAUACAAAUCAAUGAAAAUGCUUCUUGAAGAUCUUGAAGAGAAAAUUAAAAAAUGUAAAAAUAAAUCAGUCAAAGUGGAGCCUAAAUAUGUUGCGCUUGCAAAAUCCUUUUCUCAAACAAUUGUUAAAAAUAAAUGGUGUUGUGAAUUCAGUGAUAAACAAGGUGCCAACCUGAAGUUUUAUGGAAGGAAAGAGAAGGAUUGUGAAGAUGGAGUUACAAGUUGGAAAGAUAACAUAAAACAACAAAACCGUUGACCCCCUCAGCUCCACGUGCAUCGAUUAUAGAAGAACCCAUUGAUACAGGAACGUCAUAUAGUUCAAAGAAAACCGAACAAUCCCAACUAAUGUCAACUUCUUCUAAUCAUGCUCCAAAUACAAUGGAAUCAGACUGGAACAAAAGCAGUUUAUCAUCUCAAGGAGCCACUGAUUUUAAUACUUCUGCUAUCAGCAAAACAACAAUCAACAAUCCAACAAAUAAAACAAAAAGUGAAAUUCAAAAUAUGUCAAUGAGCCAAUACAAUUCUUUGCAUGCAACUGCAUCGGGUGGCAUUAAAGGAGACAUUAAAUCUUCCUCAAAUGUCAGAAAAACUCCAGGAAGAACAAUCGGUUCUGGUGAUGCUGCAAAAUAUAAUUUUCAAAUCGAAAAUAUUACAUUCUUUAUAUACAAGCAAUCUAUAACAGAAAUCAAAGGAAUGGAUGCCAUUACUAAUGCAGCAAAUGAGAGACUUAUGCACGGAGGAGGCGUAGCGUACUUUAUAUCAAAAGCAGCUGGUAAGAAAAUGGACCAGGAUUGUGACAGUUACAUUACAAACAAUAGGAUGUUACAAGUAACGGAAAAUUAUGUUUCGAUACCUGGUGACAUUAAAUGUAAAGGCAUUAUUCAUGCGGUUGGUCCUACGUGGUACGGCUACAAGGAUAAAGAAGAUGAGUGUGCUCGGGAUCUAUACAAAACAAUUAAGAAUAUCUUGAGAACUGCAAGCGACAAGAAGUACCAAACAGUAGCACUUUCAGCAAUCAGUUCAGGCUUGUUCGGUGUGCCAAAGAAACUUUGUGCAGAGAUGUACAUCAAAGCAUUUGCUGAUUUUGCAACUGAAACAAGUGGUGCAAAUGUGAAGGAAGUACACUUUAUUGAUGUCAGCCGUGAAAUCCUUGAUAUAGUAAUCGAUGCACACAAACUUUGGCUGGAUGAUGAAACUAAACUAGACUUCAGUAACGCUUUACAAUAUCUUUCGGCAGCGUCAAAAACUAGAACAAGAAAAGGCGCCGUGCAACAUGAGGAAGAGAGCUUAGUCCAAGCUAUUGGAACCAGCAAAACAUCAUAUGGCGAAACUAUAUACAAAUAUCGCCUUUGUAGUAAACUUGUAGUGUGUGUCUAUCAAGGAUCAUUGACAAGGCUGGAGAAUGUGGAUGCUAUAGGUUUAAUGGUUUCACCAGAUCCUUAUUCUAUGAGAGUUUUAGAACAGUCCGUACGAAAUCUUGCUGGGUUUAAAUAUCAAUCAGAAGUUGAUAAAAACCGGAAUGGAAAGAAUGGGAUGGUUUUCGUUAGUACGUUGACUGGCUCAUUGAAAUGUAAGAGUAUUGUUCACGUCAUAUCACAUCCAGUGACGAGAGUUGAUGACAAAUCUUUGUCUGCAUAUGGUCAUGCACUUACGCAUAAGUACAGCAGUAAAAUCCAUUCUCUUGGUAUGCCGCUUUUCGGGACAGGGGCAAUACAAAAAGAAGCAGAAAUUGAUAUUCUUUGCUACAAUGUCAUACAAGAGCUACUCACAGCAUGCACCGAUAACAGAAAACCGUUACAAAUUACUGAACUCCAUCUUGUGAACUUGUAUCCAGAGAUAAGUUUACAUCUGAAAGAAGUAUUUGCAAGAUUCAGUAAUGGAGUCAAAGUAUAUAAAAAAGAUACUUUAUCCGAUACUUUGCAAAACGAUACUUUGCAAAAAACGAGCGGAAACUCGAAAGAAUCUAAUGAGAGUCAGUCUUGGCUUCAACAUACACGCCUCGAAAAAAGCGACUCUGCUAAAGGUGAAACUGUGACCGAUAAUGACACCAAAAAGAAAACUUUAACUUUAGACAAAACGCCGUCCAAUAAGAAAUGUGAUUACUGUGAUAAACCAGCGAGUAAAAUGGUUAAAGAAUGUGGUCACAUGUUCUGUGAUACUUGUGCCAUACCAAUGAAAAAUAGCAAGGUAUGUGUAAAGUGUUCCAAGGAGAAUUCACAAAAAUCAGAGGAGUGUCCCGUAUGCUUGGAGCCUCUUAAGACGGUCAAAGAAUUACCUUGCAGCCAUAAGCUCUGUUCAUCAUGCUACAAGGACGUUACAGCACGAAAGCCACAAUGUCCAAUAUGUCAACAUAUAUAUGGUGAGGUAACAGGAAACCAACCAGAUGGACAAAUGUUUUUUCGACACGUUGCAUGGAGAAGUCUUCCGGGAUAUGAAGGAUGUGGACAGAUUGAAAUAUGCUAUAGCAUACCUUCGGGAAAACAGACGAAAUAUCACCCACGUCCUGGUAAGCCUUAUAAAGGUAUAGAAAGGUUUGCUUAUCUGCCUGACAACGACGAAGGCCGACAUAUUCUUAGUCUGCUAAGAAGAGCAUUUGACCGGAGACUGAUAUUUACAAUUGGUGAGUCAAGAACUACAGGGAAAGAAGGCGUAGUGACGUGGAAUGAUAUACAUCAUAAAACAAGGCCCACAGGUGGACCUGAAAGAUUUGGUUACCCUGACCCCACAUAUCUUAUCAGAGUUAAGGAGGAACUUGCCGCUAAAGGAGUGACUGACUGACAAUUGGUCUAGAGAUUAAUUAAAAAAAUCCAGAACUUUGCAACUUAUUGCUUGAUAAAAUAUUGUUUAUCAAAAUCAUUAAACGUUAUAGAUGUGCUGUGAAUUUAACAUAUAUGUAAAAUGUGAUAUGUUUAUAAAUAUCAACCUAUUCGUGGAUAUAUCAUUUUGUCUCUCAUGAAUAUCUUAAGACUGAUGCAAGUAAGUAGGCUUUUGUUACUGCAUAAUCA